Molecule: messenger RNA, 431 nt
Organism: Nanorana parkeri
Lineage: Eukaryota; Metazoa; Chordata; Amphibia; Anura; Dicroglossidae
Gene: FAM162B
Product: family with sequence similarity 162 member B
Exons: 4
Coding region: 1-387 (128 amino acids)
Source: RefSeq, a predicted model, not a curated record
AUGACUGCUGCAGGAUUAGCAAGAAGAUGUAUGAAAUUAGGAAACUUUGUUUAUGCAUAUUACUCCACAGAAUGUAACACUAGAGGUGAUGCAAACAGCAACAUUUCUCGCUACAAGCCAAAUCAUUUUGAUAAAAAGAUACUAAAGUGGACAGGACGUUUCAAAUCAGAGGCCGAUAUUCCACCAUCAAUUCCAGUGGAAAUGUUGGUUAGAGCUCGGAACAAGGCACGGAUUAAAGCUUGCUACAUUAUGAUUGCAGUCACCGUUGUAGCUUGCUUUGCUGUGAUUGUAUCCGGCAAAAGGGCUGCUGCACGUCACGAGUCGCUAACAAGUCUGAACUUAGCAAAGAAAGAAAUGUGGCGUAGAGAAGCACAAAAUAAGCCAUGAACCUAUUCAGCACAUUUAAAUAGAUACAGUAUAUUACAUGCACA